Erigeron canadensis is the source of this 3953-nucleotide messenger RNA. RefSeq names its product DNA-directed RNA polymerases IV and V subunit 2-like. Gene Ontology annotation, biological process: DNA-templated transcription. Lineage: Eukaryota; Viridiplantae; Streptophyta; Magnoliopsida; Asterales; Asteraceae. Gene Ontology annotation, cellular component: RNA polymerase II, core complex. Bases 147 to 3752 code for a protein of 1201 amino acids. The record is from RefSeq and is a predicted model, not a curated record. Gene Ontology annotation, molecular function: DNA-directed RNA polymerase activity; ribonucleoside binding; DNA binding. The transcript has 8 exons.
GACACUCACUCACUACACAAACCUCAUUUUUUUCACACUUUAAAAUUAAAACCCUCUUUUCUGUCACUCUCACCCAGAAAACCCUCCCCUCCACCCUUACCAACAAACCGCUCAUCUCACCAAAAAAAUCAACUAUUUCUUAUAAUAUGGAAGAAGCAGGACCGAGCUCCAAGGAGAAGCCUACAAAUGGUUCUGUACAACUCGACUUAGAUGAGGAAUUUGAUGACGAUGAUAUGAUGGAUGCACCAUCGUUGAAGGAUCUCGAUGCAGUCACUUUGAAGACCUUUACUAAAAAGGCAUUAACGGCUUUUUUUAGACACUAUGGUCUUAUAAGUCACCAGAUCAACUCCUUUAACGACUUCAUCAAAGUCGGUAUUCAGGAUGUUUUUGACUCCAUUGGUGAGAUCAUUGUUGAACCGGGGUAUGAUCCUUCAAAAAAGGGUGAUAAUGAGUGGCGAUUUGCUUCGAUUAGGUUUGGGAAUGUGACUCUUGAGCGCCCUAGGUUUUGGACAGGAGAGAAAUUUUCUGCUGAUAGUGGUAAAGAUUACCUUGAGUUCUUGCCCAGACAUGCACGUCUUCAGAACAUGACCUACUCGUCUCGCAUGAAAGUUCAUAUUACUAAGCAGGUGUAUACUCAAGAGCUGGUUCGAAGCGACAAGUUUAAAACUGGGAAAGAGAAGUUUCUUGAUAAGAAAAUCUUAGAUACUGAGGAGAGGGAAGUGCAUAUUGGGAGAAUUCCUGUGAUGGUUAAUUCUGACUCGUGUUGGAUGAGUGGAGCCGAGAAAGAUGACUGUGAUUAUGAUCAAGGAGGCUAUUUCAUUAUUAAGGGAGCUGAGAAGACCUUCAUUGCUCAAGAGCAGCUUACAUUGAAUAGAGUUUCUUUGGCGAGCAGUCCAAAUUGGCGUGUGCAGUACACGGAUAUUUGGAAGAGGAAGAGGGUUUAUGUAAAGCUUGUUGAUACUCCUAAAAUUGGAGAUAUAGGAGGAGGAGGAGCACACGUGAUAACUGGUUAUAUUCUGAGUUUGAUGGAUAUACCAAUAUGGAUUCUGUUUUUCGCUCUUGGGGUAUCGUCAGAUAAAGAAGUGGUCGACAUGAUUGGUGCAGACAUCGAGGAUGGAACUAUUGUGAAUAUUUUGAUUGCGUCAAUUCACAAUGCAGAUGAGUUAUGCGCAGAGUUCCGUAGAGGGAAAAAUUCACUAAUUCAUAUCGAGAAGCUUCUGAAAAACAGCAGAUUUCCACCCACCGAGUCUGUUACAGAGUGUAUUGAUAAGUAUCUGUUUCCAAAUAUUACUGGAUUUGGUAGAAAAGCGCGAUAUCUUGGUUAUAUGGUGAAGUGUCUCUUGGAAGGUUUUACGGGCCGCAGAAAAGUCGAUAAUAGAGAUGAUUUCAGGAACAGGAGGUUGGAGUUGGCUGGUGAGUUGCUUGAAAGAGAGCUAAGAAAUCAUCUCAGACAUGCUGUGAAGAAAAUGACGAAGACCAUGCAACGGGAUCUAUAUCCUGAUCGAAACGUUCACCCUAUGGAGCACUAUCUAGAUGCUGCCAUUAUUACAAAUGGGCUUUCUCGGGCCUUUUCAACAGGUUCUUGGUCACAUCCCUUCAAAUCCAUGGAGAAGACAAAUGGUGUUGUGGCUAUGCUUAGGAGGGCAAAUCCUUUGCAAAUGAUUGCUGAUAUGAGGAAAACACGCCAUCAUGUUAAUUAUGCCGGGAAGGUUGGAGAUGCAAGAUACCCGCACCCUUCUCACUGGGGAAAGCUGUGUUAUCUUUCUACCCCUGAUGGAGAACAUUGUGGGUUGAUAAAAAAUUUGGCUGGCACAGCUCUCGUGUCAACUACAGUCCGGGAACAACUAUCUGACAUAUUGAUAGCCUGUGGGAUGGAGCAAUUGGCACAAGAUACCAAAAUGUCACUUACUGGCUUGGAUAAAAUCUUUGUUAAUGGUGAUUGGGUGGGAACAUGCAAAAAUUCUGCCUCAUUUGUGGCUGAGUUUAGGCACAAGCGACGCACAAAGGAAGUGCCCCAGAUGGUUGAAAUUAAAAGAGAUACUAAGAAUAAAGAAGUGCGCAUUUUUUGUGAUGCUGGAAGGAUUUUGCGCCCGCUUUUAGUUGUUAAAAACUUGCACAAAAUCAAACAUCUAAAAGGGGGACGAUACUCGUUUCAAGAUCUUUUAGAUAAUGGAGUUGUAGAACUAAUCGGAACGGAAGAGGAAGAAGAUUGCUGCACAGCAUGGGACAUGAAAUAUCUUUUUCUAGAAAGUAAAGAUCAUAACCCUGAAAAAUACACACAUUGUGAACUUGACAUGUCAUGCAUGUUAGGUUUAAGCUGUGGCAUUAUUCCCUUUGCUAAUCAUGAUCAUGCCAAAAGGGUCCUCAUGCAGUCUCAGAAACACAGUCAGCAAGCAAUGGGGUACUCGUGCACAAACCCUGACAUCAGAGUCGAUACUCUUUCUCACCAGUUAUUUUACCCACAGAGGCCUCUUUUCAAGACCAUACUGUCUGAUUGUCUUGAAAAAGCUGGUCAACUUCAUGGUCAAAGUCAAAAGGGUAUGAUCCCUAGACCUGAGUUCUAUAAUGGACAGUGUGCUAUUGUGGCUGUUAAUGUACAUCUUGGUUACAACCAAGAGGACUCAUUGGUUAUGAAUCGUGCUUCACUUGACCGUGGCAUGUUCCGCUCAGAACAUAUUCGAAGUUAUAAGGCAGAAGUUAAUAAUAAGGAAGCUUUGGGGCUGAAGAUCAAGAAUGAUGAUGCUGUGAAUUUUGGGAAGAUACAAAGUAAGAUUGGAAGGGUUGAUAGUUUGGAUGAUGAUGGUUUUCCAUUUAUUGGUGCCAAUUUGCAGAGUGGUGAUAUAGUGAUUGGGAAAUCUACAGAAUCGGGGGCUGAUCAUAGUGUGAAAUUGAAACACACUGAAAGAGGGAUGGUUCAAAAGGUAGUAUUAUCGGCAAAUGAUGAAGGGCAGAACUUUGCCGUUGUAUCUCUAAGACAGGUACGUACACCAUGCCUUGGUGACAAGUUUUCAAGCAUGCAUGGGCAAAAGGGGGUUUUGGGUUAUCUGGAGAGUCAAGAAAACUGCCCUUUUACUGUACAAGGAAUAGUUCCAGAUAUUGUUAUAAACCCACAUGCCUUUCCAUCAAGACAAACUCCCGGGCAGAUGCUGGAAUCUGCUUUGAGCAAGGGAAUCGCGUUAGGAGGUUCACAAAGAUAUGCAACCCCUUUCUCUUCUUUAUCUGUUGAUGCUAUAACAGACCAGCUUCACAGGGCCGGAUUUUCAAGAUGGGGAAAUGAGAGAUUAUACGAUGGCCGGACUGGUGAAAUGAUCAAAUCCCUGGUUUUCAUGGGACCGACAUUCUACCAGAGGCUGACCCACAUGGCUGAAGACAAGGUCAAAUUUCGAAACACGGGUCCUGUACAUCCUCUCACCCGACAACCAGUGGUAGACAGGAAACGAUUUGGUGGGAUCAAGUUCGGGGAAAUGGAACGUGACUGUCUCAUAGCUCAUGGAGCCUCUGCUAAUCUACACGAGCGUCUAUUCACUCUCAGUGACUCCUCAGAGAUGCAUGUCUGCAGAAGGUGCAAGAGGAUGGCGAAUGUGAUCCAGAGAUCUGUCCCUGGGGGCCAAAAGAUCCGUGGGCCCUUUUGCCGGGUAUGUGACUCGGUGGAAGAGGUCAUUAAGGUAAGUGUGCCUUAUGGUGCUAAGCUACUUGGUCAGGAGCUGUUCAGUAUGGGCAUAUCUCUGAAGUUUGACACUGAGUUAUGUUAGAUUUGAUUUAGUUUGGUAUGAUGAAAUUCAGUUUAGCUUUUAGGAUCAUGUGAAUUGGUUAAAUAGGAAUGACUUCAACUAGGUAAACUUUCUAAGAGCAAGGAUGUUAUGUUGUGAUUUGCACUCUGCUAGUUGUACCUGCUCUUGGUUGACGUGAACAUUGUUUCUUUUGGUAUGCAAAUUUGUGUAGUUUUUGGUGGA